Lobosporangium transversale is the source of this 517-nucleotide messenger RNA. RefSeq lists its product as hypothetical. NCBI's taxonomy places the organism in Eukaryota, Fungi, Mortierellomycota, Mortierellomycetes, Mortierellales, Mortierellaceae. Gene Ontology annotation, molecular function: calcium ion binding. The coding region runs from base 65 to 517 and encodes 150 amino acids. Gene Ontology annotation, cellular component: myosin II complex. The transcript has 6 exons. The record is from RefSeq and is a predicted model, not a curated record. Gene Ontology annotation, biological process: mitotic actomyosin contractile ring assembly.
CAUUCAUUCAUUACUCCACCAUAUUUUUUUAUUUACUCUUUCGUUUCAUUCACAUCUUGAUAACAUGGCAUCUCUUUCUGAAGAUCAAAUCGCUGAAUUCAAGGAGGGUUUCAGUCUCUUCGACCGCAAGGGUAAUGGAACGAUUGAAGCAUCUUCAUUGGGAGAUCUGUUGCGUGCUCUUGGUCAAAACCCUACUCAGUCACAAGUCCGUGAUCUAGUUGCAGAGGCUGAUCCUUCAGGCUCGAAUGUCAUUGACUUUGACACAUUCUUGAAGGUGUUGAUGCGUCCAAAUGGAUUCAAACCUGCAGGAACUUAUCAGGAAUUCAUCAAUGGAUUCAAGGUCUUUGACAAAGAAGGCAAUGGACAUAUCUCCCAGGGAGAAUUGCGUUAUGUCCUUACAAACUUGGGCGAGAAGCUCUCAGAUGCGGAGGUAGAUGAGUUAAUGAAGGGAGUCGAGGUUGACAAGUUUGGCAAGGUCAACUACGAAGACUUUGUCAGAAUGAUCUUGGCUUCUUAA